Molecule: messenger RNA, 2524 nt
Organism: Aedes albopictus (Asian tiger mosquito)
Lineage: Eukaryota; Metazoa; Arthropoda; Insecta; Diptera; Culicidae
Exons: 2
Coding region: 284-2524 (746 amino acids)
Molecular function (GO): zinc ion binding; nucleic acid binding
Source: RefSeq, a predicted model, not a curated record
CUACUUAGUCUAACUUUAGUACGGAUUAUUCUUAGUGUGCUACUGGAUAGAUCCCAAUUGUAAGGUGUAUGUCAUGCAAUGUAAGAGCUAGAUUGUAAACAGUAGUUUCAUUGGCAGGUUAGACGUAACGUGGAGUUGAUAUUGCAGACUCAAUCAUCCGCUUUUCCUAGUGGGUUCACUAAAUAUCUUGAAGCUUACUAUCAACCAAAUUCGAGUUUGCUUUCUGGACUUAGUGGAACCUAACCCCCACAAUCUUCAAGAUAUUUAACCGGGGUAGCGGAAGAUGAACGAUCUGGCAAAUAUCACCGGGCACAAUUGCCAAUCCUGCGACCGGCCCGAUACAGCGGAGGAAGAAAUGGUCCAGUGUCACACAUGUCAGUUGUGGCAACAUUUUAGCUGUGCCGGUGUCGACGAGCGAAUCAAAGCAGCCAACAUUCAGUUCGCUUGUAAAACCUGUUGUGACAAGCAGAAGGCAUCGACGUUGACAGCCAACAAGAAAACCCUGAAGUCAACAACCAGCUCCGCGAAAGGAUCCAAGGCCGGGUCUAGAAGAAGUAAGCAGCUUCCUAACUUGCCUGGAAGCGUGACCUCUAGUAGUCGAGCUGCGCUUCUUGAGGAACAGCUCAAGAUGAUUGAAGAAGAAAGGCAUCUCAGGGAACAAGAACUGGAAGAACAGAAGGAGCUCAAACGGCGUGAAAUGGAAGAAUCUGAGCGUCAGCUGCAAGAGAAGAAGAAGUUCGCGGAAGAAGAGAAGCGCCUCCGUGAACAACAACUGAAGGAAGAUUCGGUUAUGAAGGCAAUGCAGCAGAAAAUCAGACGCGAAUCCCUGGAAAAACGGAACGAAAUCAUUCGGCAGCUCGCACAGACCAGCAGCAGAGGUGGAUCAAUUCCGGACUCCAGUGAGAAGGUUAAGGGAUGGCUAGCAGCGCAGGAAAAGGUGAAUGAAGACCCCUCGAUCAGCGCAGUUCUAGCCAGGCCGGCAGAUAAUCAGCCAUCCGGCGCGCAUUCUCCAGCGGUAUCUGAAGUAUCCUUGGCGUUGCAGAACCUCUUGACCGUUCCAUUACCAGGUGCCACCAUUCCGUCUUCCCCAGCACCACGCGACAAGUCACACUGCCCUCUCCCAUCCCAUGGUGUAGUGACAGGUAGUCUUUCUCAGCAGCAAAUUGCGGCACGACAAGUUUUGGGCAAAGAACUACCCACAUUCAACGGGAACCCUGAAGAUUGGCCCAUCUUCAUCAGCUGCUAUGAGCAGUCGACAGCCACCUGCGGCUAUUCAGACGCAGAGAAUCUCAUUCGCCUGCAGCGGUGCCUCAAGGGCCACGCAUUGGAGUCGGUCAAAAGUCGUCUGCUCCUGCCAUCUAGCGUACAGCACGUCAUCCAGACUCUGCGCACGUUAUACGGGAGACCAGAACUUCUAAUUCGAUCUCUAAUGAGCAAGCUUCAACAAGUUCCUGCUCCAAGACAUGACCGACUGGAGACGCUGAUGCAAUUCGGACUCUCGGUUCAUAAUCUCGUGGAUCAUUUGAAAGCGGCCGGUCAGAAAAACCAUCUCUCAAACCCAGUUCUGAUGCAAGAGCUUGUGGAAAAAUUACCUGGCACGAUGCGGCUGGACUGGGCUGUUUUCAAGAAUAAGAACCUCCCGGCAACAUUGGAAACCUUCGGCGAGUUUAUGGCAGGUCUUGUAACAGCAGCGAGCGAAGUUACCUUCGAUCUACCGUCGUUUGAUAGCGCUGCACGAGGGGAUAAGCGAAGGCCGAAAGAGACAGGCAUCGUCCGUGCCCAUUCUUCUGAGGUGGAAUCAUCGCAACAUUGGUCAUCGGAGCCACCGUCAUCAGGUGGUACUGAAGCAGGUGGUAGACCCUACCAAACAGGUAAAUUAUGUGUAGCAUGUGGACGCGACGGUCAUCGUGUAGCCGACUGUGCGCAGUUCAAAUCGGCAAAUGUGGAUGAACGCUGGAAGCUGGUCCAGCUCAAGGGUCUAUGCAGAACAUGUCUGAACAGUCAUGGUAGAUGGCCCUGUAGGUCAUGGUCUGGCUGUGGCGUCGAUGGGUGUCGCCAAAAGCAUCAUACCCUUCUCCACUCUUCUACCUCCCCACUCAGUAACGUGAAUAUUUCUGCAAGCCAUGUGUCUGCAGGGGAUUAUAAUUGGCCGCUGUUCCGCGUCAUUCCAGUGAUGUUGUACGGCAAGGAGCAAUCUCAAAUAACGUUUGCCUUUAUCGACGAGGGUUCCUCGUAUACGCUGCUAGAGGAAUCUGUUGCCAAACAACUCAAUGUUAGUGGGCCGACCGAACCACUAACCCUCCAGUGGACUGGGAAUGUGACGCGAGUUGAGUCCAAGUCACAACUGUUAAAACUGAAGAUAUCCGGUAAAAAUAGUUCCGCUCGUUACGAAUUGGAUCAUGUCCACACAGUUCGCCAUCUGGUCCUCCCAUCCCAAACGCUAAAAUACCACGAUCUUGCGAAACGGUUUCCUCAUCUGCGCGGCCUCCCCUUGGACGAUUAUGAGCUUGUUCAGCCUCAAUAG